This is a messenger RNA of Oryzias melastigma (Indian medaka), 1992 nucleotides long. It is a transcript of the gene efcab7, whose product is annotated as EF-hand calcium binding domain 7. Lineage: Eukaryota; Metazoa; Chordata; Actinopteri; Beloniformes; Adrianichthyidae. The transcript has 13 exons. Gene Ontology annotation, molecular function: calcium ion binding. The record is from RefSeq and is a predicted model, not a curated record. The coding region runs from base 1 to 1830 and encodes 609 amino acids.
AUGUCUUUUCAAGCAUCACGACGUUCCUCUGAGGACGAGGAGACGUUCUACAUGCAGUGUAGAGCUGCGUAUCUGGCUGUGUUUCGAUCUAGUUUGACUAAUAUUACUUCAAAACAGCAGCUAUGUCACGGUAGAAAUCCAUCCCAAGCAACCCUCAGUAAAUACUGGACUCCUGGAACAUCCAAACUAAACUUUGAUGACUUCUGUGGAAUACUCAAAUGUGAAAGACAAACCGAGGAGGCGGAGCUAAUGAGAGCUUUUAAAGCUAUGGAUGUGAACGGGGAUGGCUACAUCUUACACAGUGCAUUGGAAAAGGUUUUAACCACAAAAGGUGAGAAAAUGACUACUGAGGAGGUGAAUACUAUUUUCUCGUUAGCUGAUGUCAACAAAGACGGCAAACUGGACUACACACAGUUCUGCAGGUUGUUUGCAUCAACGGUGCGUCAGUGCCAAUCGGUUGCCAUGCAGAAGCUUGAGACGGACGGGAGAUGGAAGAAACAAAACUUUGGCAGUCAGUCGUACAGCCCUCCUAAGGCUGGCGCGCCCUCUGACCCCACAGCAGUGGAAGUGGCUGCGGCUCACCGCGCAGACUCUGAUUCAUCUCUAAAGAAAGACAGCAAGCCAUUGUCCCGCCUUUCCUCUGCUCGCAGCCGCCGCUCGUCCCUCUCAAACGCCGUUACCGUGAGGGCAAGCAACGCCAAGGCCAGCCAGGUCUUAGAACCUGCAGGUCUGCAGGACUGGCAUCACAGCUUCCGGAAGGGAUGCUUCUUUGUGGAGGAGGAUGGGAGCAUCAGCUCUCUGCAGUACCAGCUCCACGUCCCCCAGACAACCAACGUCUACAUAACCAUCCAUCCUCUGAACAUCCACACACCUGAAAAGCCUUCGUCGUGGAUGACAGUGGACACGGCACUUUUCAUCGUGUCAGCUGGUGAAACCAAAGAAGAGGCGACUUUAGUGUCCUUUACUGAAUCAAAAGACAAGGAAAAAUAUGUGUGGAUGGGAGAGUUAAACGCUGGAACAUACUACCUGCUUCCAUUCACCAGUGGCUGCAGAUUAAAGAAACACAACAAAAAGAGCUUUCCAGGUAAAUCUGUGGAACUGGUCUAUAAGACUGACACCGGGGAGCUGGACUUCACCCGCGAGCUAAGGGAGGUGCUGUCUGACGUCUUUGACAUGAUAGACCUAGAUGGAAAUGGCCUGCUGAGUCUGGAGGAGUAUAAUUUCUUUGAGCUGAGGACCAGUGGAGAGCAGUGUGAUAAAGAAGCGUGGGCAAUCUGCAAAGAAAACUUUGAUAUGAGAAAGAAUCAGCUGACACGACAGGGUUUCAUGGAGCUGAACUUAAUGGAGGCCACAGAGAAAGAUGGAGACUCUGCUGAUUUAUGGGUAACCCUGGAGGCCAUGGGCUACAACCAAAUGCUGGAGCUUACAGAGGCGUGUCCAUUCCAAAUAGAUGUGUACUGUGAAAGUUCUCAGCCAUCCUUACAAACCCUCAGUCUGGAAUCAGGACCAAAACUGCUGAACCAGGCUGUCCAGAAAUCCAUCACAGCAAAGAGUGGAGCCAAAGCACUAAGAGGACAUGACAAUGUCUUCAUCUUUACUUACAAAGGGGAGCACAGAAUCUCCUCUGUCAUUGCCAAUAAGACCAAUCAGAAAGUGACUGUUCAUGUAAACAACGAGCAGAGCAGGAACUGCUGCAGCAGCAGGGGCAUGACUGUGUUUGCAGUAGAGAUUCCAGCCAGGACUAAGAUGGUGUGCCAGCAUGUUCUACCCAUUAAUGACAAACAGGACUGGACCUACAACUGCUUGGAAACCAUUUUGCCCAGCAUAUGAAAGACCUCCACAACUAACAGCUGCUGUUUGACUGAACUUUUAUGAGGAUAAAAUCUUCUAAAAAGCAUUUUUACUGUUGCAAACAAUAAUAGCUAAAGAGAGUGGAUGCAGUAUCCAUAGAAAUGAUUUAAAAAAAGUAAAUAUUAGGACAUUUUCUCAUUA